Chrysoperla carnea is the source of this 257-nucleotide messenger RNA. It is a transcript of the gene BBIP1, whose product is annotated as BBSome-interacting protein 1. The transcript has a single exon. Gene Ontology annotation, biological process: cilium assembly; receptor localization to non-motile cilium. The coding region runs from base 54 to 257 and encodes 67 amino acids. The record is from RefSeq and is a predicted model, not a curated record. Gene Ontology annotation, cellular component: BBSome. Lineage: Eukaryota; Metazoa; Arthropoda; Insecta; Neuroptera; Chrysopidae.
CUUUAAAACUUGGCAAUGAGUUGACGUGUAAUAAUUAAUAAAUUCUAAAAGAAAUGUCUGAAAGUACAACGCAAAUUAAACCUGUUUUACCAAUAAAUUCCGGUCAACUAUUUUUUGAGGAUUCUAAGGAGUUAAUUUUAUGUAAACCACGAUUAAUGCCAUUAAAAAGUUUAACAUUAGAAAAAUUAGAAAAAAUGCAACAAUUAGUUGAAAGCGAAAUGAAAGUGAAUGCUAAUUUAAAUGUAGAUACAAAAUAA